AUGUCGCCCUUUGUGCCUCCCUCUCCACUCUCCAUCUCGCACACUCCCUGCCACCCCGAUCCGCAUCCCCAACGACGACAACUGCCCUCUUCUUCCGCCGCUCAAGAGCACGGCGACGCCGCCAGCUGCGGGGAAGCCUCGGCCGUUUCGCGACAGUCCCCGGAAGCCGGCAGCAGGGCGAUCCAUCGAGGUUCUGCCCUCAAUCUGACGCCAAUAAUUCCCACAGACCCCCAAAUGACCGACCACGGACGCUCGUCCACAGACGAGGCUCCCGCAGACCUCUUGCCCUCUCUAGAACCGUCUGUCUCCCGCGAAUCUCGCACAAUCGCGUCGCUUCCGGCGUCUCCGUUCCAGCACAUCCCUCACCGACCGGCUCCCAUAUCGUCCCGUAACCACCACCACCACCAGAGUGCCAAAUCCAUCGAUGGCAUCCCCCGACAGACUCUGAUGAAAGCGCUCGCGUCGCAGGCCUCCUCGUCGGCCGAAUCGCCCUCCCUCUCUAUCGCAACUUCGUUGGCCGAAAUGCUCAGCCCAACCAGUAACGCCGGAUCCGAUCAACAAACUGGUGACACGAGGUUACACCGACAGCUUUCAGCAGCUCUAUCAGCAAAGCCACUUACCUUCUCCGAUGAAGACACCCCCUCAACUGCCCGGUUUCCCCUGAAAUCUCCCUGCUAUUAUCACCAGCGAUUCGAUGGAGCGGUUAACAUACAAAGAGUGCUGGAGGAGAUCGCUGCGGACGAAUGGAUGUCUCAUUCAAGGCUGAUGCAGACGGCCACGGGUGUCCGUGAGGUGUCAAAGCAGCUCCAGCGGCGUCCUAUCAAGGUCGCUGUGAAGAAUGUGAUGAUCGUCACAAAGGCUCGGGAUAACGGACUGGUUUAUCUAACGAGAGAACUUGCUGAAUGGUUGCUCAGCACCCCCAGAUACGGCAGCGACCUCGGCGUCAAUGUCUACGUCGAUUCAAAGCUGCGCAGGUCAGCGCGGUUUGAUGCCCCAGGCCUGCUUCGGAAAGAGCCUCGUUUCGAAUCGAUGUUGAAGUACUGGACGCCAGACCUGUGCUGGACAUCUCCAGAGACGUUCGACCUGGUGAUCACGCUGGGCGGCGACGGAACCGUGCUUUUCACGUCUUGGCUCUUCCAGCGAAUUGUUCCUCCAAUUCUAGCAUUUUCUCUCGGGAGCCUCGGCUUUUUGACGAACUUCGAGUUUUCGAAAUAUAAAGAACAUCUCAACCACAUUAUGGGAGAUGUCGGCAUGCGCGUGAAUCUUCGCAUGAGAUUCACGUGUACCGUCUACCGUGCAGACCACAGUAAUAAACAUAGGCCUGGCGCUGUCGAGGAAGGAGAACAGUUCGAGGUUGUAAAUGAGCUCGUUAUCGACCGUGGACCUUCUCCAUAUGUCUCUAAUUUAGAAGUAUACGGCGAUGACGAGCUCUUGACUAUCGUCCAGGCGGACGGAUGCAUCCUGUCUACACCCACAGGCUCAACUGCAUACUCACUCUCAGCUGGUGGAUCUCUGAUCCAUCCCUCUAUCCCUGCCAUUCUCCUCACACCCAUCUGCCCACAUACACUUUCAUUCCGCCCCAUGGUCCUCUCCGACACUCUUCUCCUCCGUAUUGCUAUCCCACCAGGCUCUCGCUCCACAGCAUACUGUUCCUUCGACGGCAAAGGACGUAUUGAGCUAUGCCCGGGUGACUAUGUCACCCUCGAAGCUAGUCAAUACCCAUUCCCCACCGUUGUCUCCGGUGGCGGCGAAUGGUUCGAGAGCGUACGACGUACCCUAUGCUGGAACGUGAGGGGCGCCGUACAAAAGGGGUGGAGUAGCAAAUCCCAUCGGCCAGAGGGAGAACAGAUGGGACUCGACCCGAUGGGCACCCCAAGAGGGCAAGCUCCUGAAGCGGUAGCUGACGAACAAGACGAUGAAGAGGAAAAAUGGGACAUCGACACUGACAGCUACACCGACUUCGGCCAGGGGACGGACAGUGGGCUGGGUCCCAGCGAGUGCGGGGAUAGUCCUGGCACGACGAGUCCCCUAAAGAGAGUGAUGAGUUUGUUGAAUAUGUGA
This is a messenger RNA of Coccidioides immitis RS, 2061 nucleotides long. RefSeq names its product NAD+ kinase Utr1. The transcript is spliced from 2 exons. The record is from RefSeq and is a predicted model, not a curated record. Gene Ontology annotation, biological process: NADP+ biosynthetic process; NAD+ metabolic process. Bases 1 to 2061 code for a protein of 686 amino acids. NCBI's taxonomy places the organism in Eukaryota, Fungi, Ascomycota, Eurotiomycetes, Onygenales, Onygenaceae. Gene Ontology annotation, molecular function: NAD+ kinase activity.